GGGGUAAAAUUUGUCUCUGUUGUUUGUUUGUUUACAUAUUUCUGCUGCAGGUUCAAUGACAUGUAAUUAAUAUGCAGCAUAAUUUUAUCAUUUUAUUUUUCUUCCAAAAAUAUUAUUGUCUAAGAUUAUCUUAAAAAGCAGCGAAAAUGCCAACUUGCGUUAUUUUUGGCUGCAAAAACAGACCAGAAAUGGUCCAACAAAAUAAAAAUCUUGCACUGACAUUCCACAGAUUCCCUAUUAUGAAUCCGGAACUCAUGAGUUUGUGGAUGAAAUCGAUUGGAAGCGACAACCUGAAAUCACCAAACAGUCCAAUCCAAAAAAGCUCCAUUGUUUGCUCUGACCAUUUUGAGACGAAAUGCUUCAAAUUUGCGGGUAUGAGGACCAGGCUCUUGGGAGAUGCUGUACCAACCGUUUUCAAGAAUUCUCCAAACCCUGCUGUGGCGUCUAUGGGAGUCACAACCUCUGCUUUGACUGAAUCAAACAUUCAUGACUUGAAACUGAGAAGAAACAUAAGGAGUGUCAAAAUAGCAAACAUUGAAUCUGCUACAAAAAAGAUUGUGGAAGUGCCUGGUUCUCCACUCAUUCACAGUGACUUAAAUCUCAAGAGCCUUCCGUCAAUAGAACAGGGGAAAAAGACCUUUGUGUUUUUAACGAAAAAUUCUAGUUCGCCGUCAUUCCGAGGGCAAAUCAAUGUCCCAGCCAAGAAGAUGCAACUAAACUCGUCAAUUAUUUCUAUAACAGAAGGAUGCUCAAAUAUCAGCAGAACUGGCCCAUGUAUUGAUGUAUCACCAAUGGAGGAAAUCACAAAACCAAGCCUUGUCUGUGUAGUUGGGUUAAAUUCUGAGCCAAAUUUGAGAGUUCUAGAUCAAUCCACCUAUACAGACAUUAAAAAAUUAGAUGGAUUAUGUCGAGUUUGUCUGAAAUCGACGCCGAUAAUGACGCCCAUAUUUGAUGAUGAUGGCAACUCGGAAUUGGUCAGCAAAAUCCAUAGACACCUUUCUAUAAGGGUUUCCUAUGAUGAUACUCUGCCCUUGAAACUUUGUAGCAACUGCGUUCAAGCAUUAGAGGCAAUUGAAAGACUAAGCCAACUCAGUUAUGAAAAUGAGUUGAAAUUGAGGCUUUAUAUUGAGAGUAGCAAAGAGGCUGCGGGUGAAAUGUCAAACGCUGCACAGCAAACAGAGUUGCCAAUCGUAGCAUUGAGAGAGGAGACUCCGAAAGUAGUCGAGAUUUCUACCAGGGAAGAAAAAAAGACUUUUGUUUGUUCGGAUUGUGGAAAGAGCAGCUUGAAUUUCAAGUCCUUUGCCAGGCACUGUUACUCAGUGCACAAGAAGAAGAAAUGCAAGUGGUGCGACACUUUGUUUGCCACCACUGAAGAGAUGAAUGCUCACAGAAUUGAAGCUCACGGCUCGACUUGUGAUUCAUGUGGCAUUAAAUUCAAGGGAAUCAACACAAUGCUCAAACACAUCAGGAAAGAGCAUCCUGAUUUUAAGGCCAACAUGUGUGAAAAGUGUGGCAAGAGCUUCAUCAGCAAGUACAGUCUGGCUGCACAUUACGAGACCCACAACCUGACCACCCCCUAUCUUUGUGAUUCUUGCGGCAAAAGUUUCAAGAGCAAGCAGAAGCUGAGGCACCACAAAUGUAAUCCUGAUGAUGACGAGCAAGUUAGGAGCUGCAAUAGCUGCCAGAUUUGUGGCAACACUUACACUUUCCGUUCGUCACUUCAGAGGCACCUCAUCCGACACACUGGAAACAAACGCUUUCAGUGUCACAAAUGCGCCAAAAGUUUCUAUGGCGCCGUCAACCUGCGGAACCACAUGGUGGUGCAUGAAAAGACCACUGUUUACGAGUGCCAGAUGUGUUGUGCAAGGUACUAUCACAAGAGAAACAUGAUCACACACUUGAAAGAUAAACACUCUACACAGUGGCACUACAAGUGCCCAUAUUGUGUGCACUUAUUUGCCUCAAUAGAUGAGGUGGUCAAGCAUAGAGAUGAAAUGCACGACUGCCACGAGAGUCCCGAAAUUGGCCUGCAACAAAAGGGCCCGACUCCUUUUGAGGAAUUCAGAUGCAAAAUCUGUGACAGGCAAUUUGAGAACAUUUAUGCUUUGACACAUCACUUCGAGGAGCACGUCAUACACGGCCCUGAGGAUCUAAACAUAAAAACCAUUGGUGUGGAUGGCUUGCUGGAAUGUGCUCUCUGUGGCGCAAACUUGACCUCGACCUGGGCCAUGCGCUGCCACAUCAAGAAGAGUCACCUGGGCGUCCAUCAGAGGGAACUGCUGCACACUUGCGACCACUGCGAAAAACAAUUCGCCACCAAGAGUCAGCUCAGGCGACACAUCAUGCAGCACACUGGAGAGAAGCCCUUCCACUGCGCCACCUGCAACGCCGAGUUCAGAAGCAGCACUGCUUGCAAAAUCCACAUGCGCAUCCACACUGGAGAAACUCCCUACCACUGCCAGAAGUGUCCGAAAAAGUUCCGAAGCAGUGCCAUUUUAAGAACUCACGAAGUCUUCCAUUCGAAACCCUUUGGAUGUGAACUUUGCCCUCAAAGAUUUUCUAGCAAGCUAUUUUUGAAAGCGCACAUAGAUACGCAUGGAAAGGAGGCAGGCGUUGGUCAAAAGUUGAUCGUCUACAAAUGCCAGUUUUGCAAUUUCAUCAGCAAAAGUCGUUCAAUGGUCAAAAAGCACGAGGUUAUCACCCACGCUGAAUUGGAUGAAGAGGCAGAAAGUUCCUUUGAGCAAAUCACAGGUUCUGAAAGUGUACCCGUCGAGCAGCAGGAAGACGUCCAUACUGAGUUCAGUUCUACAGUCCAAGCUACGUUUUUCACUCUGUGAGUGUCAAUUGAACAAAAUAAAAAGCUAAAAAAUACGAAAACCUUAUUAU
Neocloeon triangulifer is the source of this 2886-nucleotide messenger RNA. Its product is annotated as zinc finger protein 11-like. Gene Ontology annotation, molecular function: zinc ion binding. Bases 147 to 2837 code for a protein of 896 amino acids. The transcript is spliced from 13 exons. Lineage: Eukaryota; Metazoa; Arthropoda; Insecta; Ephemeroptera; Baetidae. The record is from RefSeq and is a predicted model, not a curated record. Gene Ontology annotation, cellular component: nucleus.